CUGGAGCGGAGUGUCUCAGAGGCUGCGCUCCGACCAGAGCCCAAGGACUUACCAGCUUCUUCCGCUGCCUUCCUGUGCCAACAACCCCCCAAAAGUUGUGAUGCUUUUCUUUACCCAGUGCUUUGGGGCUGUGUUAGAUCUCAUUCACCUCCGCUUUCAGCACUACAAGGCUAAACGGGUUUUCUCUGCUGCUGGGCAACUUGUCUGCGUUGUAAACCCCACGCACAACCUAAAGUAUGUGUCCAGCCGACGCGCGGUCACUCAGAGUGCACCAGAGCAAGGUGGCUUCCCCCCUCACCACCUCCCCCACCACCGCCACCACCGCCCCCACCACCACCUCCGCCACCACGCCCGCCCCCACCACCUCCACCACCAGGAGGCGGGGCUGCACGCCGCCCAGGUGACACCCUGCAUGUGCCCCUUGUUCUCCUGCCAGUGGGAGGGCCGCCUGGAGGUGGUGGUGCCCCACCUGCGGCAGAUGCACAGGGUUGACAUCCUUCAGGGAGCUGAGAUAGUCUUCCUGGCCACGGACAUGCACCUCCCUGCCCCCGCCGACUGGAUCAUCAUGCACUCCUGCCUUGGCCACCACUUCCUGCUGGUGCUCAGGAAACAGGAGAGGCACGAAGGGCACCCCCAGUUCUUUGCCACCAUGAUGCUGAUCGGGACCCCCACCCAGGCCGACUGCUUCACCUACCGCCUGGAGCUCAACCGAAACCACCGGCGUCUCAAGUGGGAGGCCACCCCCCGCUCUGUUCUGGAGUGCGUGGACUCGGUGAUCACCGAUGGGGACUGCCUCGUCCUCAACACCUCGCUGGCCCAGCUCUUCUCUGACAACGGCAGCCUCGCCAUCGGGAUCGCCAUCACUGCCGCGGAGGCCUGCUCGGCAGAGGCCGAGAUGUGAGGCCAGAGGCCACCGGACGUGCACCCACAGCCACCCUCCACCAAGACGCUCUGCCUGGGACCCUGGGACCUCCGGCUGCCGGGACUCCAGGCUCCUUUUUAUUCUUCCCCCCUCCCUUCUUCCCUCCUUCCUUCCUUUCUUUUUCUUUCCUUUUUUCUUUUGUCUCAGGUACUUUGUGGUAUUUAGUAUUUGUCUGCCAUGGGCACUUUAGUAGGUAAACAUCCUGUGAUUCAA
Molecule: messenger RNA, 1135 nt
Organism: Suricata suricatta (meerkat)
Lineage: Eukaryota; Metazoa; Chordata; Mammalia; Carnivora; Herpestidae
Gene: SIAH3
Product: siah E3 ubiquitin protein ligase family member 3
Exons: 2
Coding region: 101-901 (266 amino acids)
Biological process (GO): multicellular organism development; proteasome-mediated ubiquitin-dependent protein catabolic process
Cellular component (GO): cytoplasm
Molecular function (GO): ubiquitin protein ligase activity; ubiquitin conjugating enzyme binding
Source: RefSeq, a predicted model, not a curated record